GAAUCCGGGUUCACUAUAAAGAGUGACGGCAGAGCUUCACCACUCACCGAAGAUGUCAAGAAAAUUAGACAACAUUUUGUUUGUGGAGGAAUGGUUAAAGAGAAGUUGUGGUAACAAAUUCACCUCAGAAACCUCUCGUCAACCCACUACAACCUCUGCGAAAUCCAUCAUUCAAGCAUGGUCCCAUCUCCGAAACACCCUUCAAUCAACCUCUUCUUCAUUCAAUCAACACCAUCUUCACCAACAUCUCAAUACCUUACUCAAUUCUCAAACCUCUCUCCAUGUCGCUGACCCACAAGCUAAACUUCUCCUUUCCAUUCUCACAUCUUCAAAUUUCUCUCUUUCCCAUCAAUCUUUUCCCCUUUGUUUUAGACUUCUUUACAUAUGGAUAAGAAAAUCCACAAAACCCACCAAACAAACUUUUGAUAUUGUUGAUUCAGUAGUUGAGUUUCUUUCUAACUUAUUUUUAUCAUCUACUUCUCAAUUUCAUUUUGGAAAUAAUCAUGUUUUAUUAUUCUCUGAAGCUAUUCUACUUUUGGGUGCUUUUUCUUUUGUCCAUUCUUUAUCUCAAAAUACUAAAAAUUUGUGCUUGGAUAUUCUGUCUAGAUUGCUGGUAGAUAAGUGUAGAAUUGUUUGUUUGUUUGAUGAACUUGUGCCUAACGUUCUUGCUGGAAUUGGGUAUGCUUUGUCAUCUUCUGUGAAUGUUCAUUUUGUUAGAAUCUUCGAUUGUUUGUUUAAAAUUUGGGGAAAAGAUGAUGAUGGGCCUCGAGGUAGUGCUGUUCAUGGACUCAUGGUUCUUUAUUUGUUCGAUUGGAUUGCGUCUAAUUUGAUCAAUUUCGGGUUUUUGGAUAAAGUGAGUGUUUUGGUGAGAGAAACUUUUGAGAGUUUUAAGGAAAACUAUGCUUCAUUUGCUGUUUUUAUGUCUGGAAUUGGAGUUUUAAGAGCUACAGAUAGAUAUGCUUCUUCUACUGGUAUGAAAGUAGAUGUUCUCACUAGGAUGAGGACUUCUGCGAUUAUUCGGGUGGAAGCUUUAGUCAGUGAUUUGGUUUCUAGGACAUUAAGAUUUAGAAACUCAGGCAAUGAUCUUCAAGAUAGACUUUUGCUUCAGUGUGUUACGUUAGGAAUGACUCGAACCAUUUCGUUUUCAAACCAUUCCUCUUUGUUUGUUUGCCUUGGUUUGUCAUUGUUAACCGAGAUGCUUCCGUUGCCUCGCCUUUAUGAGUCCGUGUUUGAAUUGUCACCCAGUUCUGGUGGACUGAAGGUGAAUGAGAUAAAAGAACAUCUAGAUAAUAUCCUCUUCAAGGAAGCAGGAGCUGUAACAGGUGUUUUCUGCAAUCAAUAUGUUUUAGCUGACGAAGAAAAUAAGAAUAUAGUGGAGAAUCUUAUAUGGGAAUACUGUCGCGAUAUUUACUUUGGACACAGGAAAGUGGCUACGCAUCUUAAAGGAAAAGAAGAUGUGUUGCUUACGGAUUUCGAAAAAAUCGCGGAAUCUGCUUUUCUCAUGGUUGUAGUAUUUGCACUAGCUGUAACAAAGCACAAAUUGAGUUCCAAAUUUGCUCAAGAAAUACAAACCGAAGUCUCAUUGAAGAUACUAGUAUCAUUAUCUUGUGUGGAAUAUUUUCGCCAUGUUCGCUUGCCAGAGUAUAUGGAAACCAUUCGCAAGGUAAUUGCAAGUGUUAACAAGAAUGAGAAUGCUUGUACCUUUUUUGUGAACUCCAUACCGUCUUAUGGCGACUUGACAAAUGGGCCAGACCAGAAAACCAAAUACUUUUGGUCCAAGGAUGAAGUGCAAACAGCCCGUGUUUUGUUUUACCUACGAGUCAUUCCAACUUUGAUUGAGUGUUUGCCCGGCCCUGUAUUUGGAGACAUGGUAGCUCCAACUAUGUUCUUAUAUAUGGAACAUCCAAAUGGAAAAGUAGCUCGAGCCUCUCAUUCUGUGUUCACUGCAUUUAUUUCUAUGGGGAAGGAAUCUGAAAAAAUUGAUGGAGUCUCAUUGAAGGAGAAGCUCGUUUUCCAUUACAUACAAGUAUCCUUAUCGGGAUAUCCUGACAUCACUCCUUUCGAGGGAAUGGCUUCUGGAGUUGUAGGAAUGGUCCAACAUCUUCCUGCUGGAAGCCCUGCCACUUUUUACUGCAUUCACAGUCUUGUUGAAAAAGCAAAUCAGCUCUGUUCUGAAGUCUUCACGCAUGAGGCUGAUGCAUGGAAGCAGUGGCAAGGAGAGCCAGAACCAAGCAAGAAAUUAAUGGACUUGCUCCUACGCCUAGUUUUCCUUGUUGAUAUACAAGUCUUGCCCAACUUGAUGCAACUAUUGGCACAGUUGAUUACGAAGUUACCACAAGAUGCACAAAACAUAGUUUUGAAUGAGUUGUAUUCACAAGUGGCUGAUUCUGAUGAUGUUGUCCGCAAGCCCAUGUUGGUUUCAUGGCUGCAGUCAUUAUCUUACCUUUGCACAAUGGCUUCAAAUCAAAGUACAGCCUCCAAAAAAAAUAAUAGUGAAGACCCAAUAAGCGCUGGAAGAAUUACUGCACAUCUCUAAGAUUCUGCUCCAUAUUUUUUUAAUUUCCGUUGUUGUCUGUAGCAGUUAAGAAACUUUUGUAUGUUUGUGAUGCAAAGGAAUCAGCAUUAGAUGUAUGCUCAGUUCAGGAUCAGACUAACCAAACUUAUGAAUGUGGUUGAAGGCGACGCAGAAACUGAAAUCUGAUUACUCCUGUAUGAUAUUUGCCAGGGUCCUUGUUGAACAAGCUUAAUGCCAUGACCAGCAAGGGCACCUUAUCUCAUCAUCCUUUUUAUCUAUUCAAAAGAAAAGAGCUUUUAUAAUAAUCAACACAGAUUUAGGAAUUGAUGUGGUAUAACCAUUGUUAUAUGCUUUUUUUUCGACAAAAUUGUAUAUAUGCUAAAUGAAGUUUCCAUUGUAUAACCAUUGAUUUGAAGUUUCCAAAUGAUUUUGGUAUGACUGUUCAGUUUCAUUAUAACAUAAA
Molecule: messenger RNA, 2978 nt
Organism: Medicago truncatula (barrel medic)
Lineage: Eukaryota; Viridiplantae; Streptophyta; Magnoliopsida; Fabales; Fabaceae
Exons: 6
Coding region: 53-2536 (827 amino acids)
Source: RefSeq, a predicted model, not a curated record